Molecule: messenger RNA, 385 nt
Organism: Racocetra persica
Lineage: Eukaryota; Fungi; Glomeromycota; Glomeromycetes; Diversisporales; Gigasporaceae
Source: the annotation of a GenBank genome assembly
UGUUUAUAAAAUUAUAUCAAGUAAUACUGAACAGAAUACUGAACAUAAUACUGAACAGAGUACUGAACAGAAUUUAGUUAUUUUUAAAAAUACCGAACAGAAUACUGAACAUAAUACUGAACAGAAUUUAGUUAUUUUUAACAAUACUGAACUUGAUACUGAACAGAGUACUGAACAAAAUUUAGUUAUUUUUAAAGAUACCGAUCAGAAUACUGAACAUAAUACUGAGCAGUGUACUGAACUAGAUGUUCGUCUACUAAAUCUCGCACCUGGUUGGAUGCCACAGUUGGCUAUGAUUUCUAAAUAUAUAAACACGGAUACUGUAAUUUCGGAUUUGCAGAUUGAAUCAAAGGAACCAUUUAAAGCACUACCAUGUGACUAUAAG